CUUGCCACAUCCUGGAGUGUCCCGAGGGAUUAUCCCAAGACGUCAUCAGCACCAUUGGACAGGCGUUCGAAUUGCGCUUCAAGCAGUACCUUAAAAACCCCCCUAAACUCGUCACGCCUCACGACAGGAUGGCCGGAUUUGACGGCUCCGCGUGGGACGAAGAGGAAGAGCCGCCCCCCGACCACCAAUACUACAACGAUUUCCCGGGAAAGGACCCCCCCUUGGGGGGGCUGCUCGACCUGCGCUUGCGGGAAGGGGCUGCCGCCGCUCAGACCCCCAACAAUUUGGGAGCCACCUUGCCGGUCGGGCAAGUGGCUGCUGGGGACUACAAAUCCAAGAAGCCACAUUCAGUCGCACAAG
Molecule: messenger RNA, 360 nt
Organism: Protobothrops mucrosquamatus (brown spotted pit viper)
Lineage: Eukaryota; Metazoa; Chordata; Lepidosauria; Squamata; Viperidae
Product: SHC-transforming protein 1-like
Exons: 3
Biological process (GO): cell surface receptor protein tyrosine kinase signaling pathway
Cellular component (GO): plasma membrane
Molecular function (GO): receptor tyrosine kinase binding
Source: RefSeq, a predicted model, not a curated record